This is a messenger RNA of Dentiscutata heterogama, 1273 nucleotides long. NCBI's taxonomy places the organism in Eukaryota, Fungi, Glomeromycota, Glomeromycetes, Diversisporales, Gigasporaceae. The record is from the annotation of a GenBank genome assembly.
AUACUUUACAGAAGUACUAAACGAAAAUUGGACUGCUGAACAUAAUAAUUUUAUAACCUAUCGGGACCUUCGAAGUCAAUUUCAGUAUUGGACAAUAAAUGGGAUCAAAAAGUUAUCUGAGAUAACAGUUGUGUACAAUGUAGAGAAUAAUAAGAUACACAUAUACGUCAUUGGUAAGGAACCGCGAAAAAAUAAUGGCUUAUAUUCUUGUAAGCUUGAUAAAUUUCUAGGAAUUAAAAAUGAUUCAUAUGAAAGUGUUUAUAAACUCUUACCGAGGGGUAAGUUUGAGGAUAAUGUAAUUAUAGGUGGAAAUGCAAAAGUGUAUGUUGACCAGUCGCUUUGGGAUAAAUAUUUAGAAGAAUGCAAAGAGCAAGACCUCCAGUUUAAUUUUUUGAAAAUAGCUUCUAAUAAAGAAAAGUCUUUGUUUUUAAUUAGUCAGGCCCCUAAUAGUGACUAUUUUAUUUAUAGUGAUGAUGGUUCAUUACAUAUGGGUGAUUUUAUAUUAAUAAUCACUAUAUAUGAAUUAUUUUUCUUGACAUUAGAUGCAAAGUUUAUUAGAAACCCAUUCCAGCCUUUUUUAUACACAGAAGAUGAUGUGGAUUUGUUAGAUUAUGUUAAUUCAACUAACAAAUAUAAGAAUUAUAGGAGUUAUUUUACAUCUUUGUUCCCAGGUUAUUGUUGGAGCAAUAUUUUACAUGCCCUAAUGUAUAAAGUUGGCUAUUAUGUUAGAUUACCAAAGCAUGAGUAUAAAAACACCGAAGAGAUAAUGGAUAUGUGUUAUCAUUAUCUCCAAAUUUUGGGAAAAGAUAAAAUUACUGAAUUGACUAGUUGUAAUUUUAGUAAUAUUAUAGAGGCUUACAAUAAAUUGACAGCUUGUAUAUCAAUUCAUUUUGAUGAAAAUGCCCCACAGAUAGUAGUGGAUGGGGUAGAAAUUUCUCAUAUUUUAUUUGUAGGCAUGGAUGCUUACCAUGAUUUUGAUUUUCAACCACAUUUUAUUAAAUGUUAUUCGUUUGAUCAUUUUAUGGUAAAUUUUGGGGAUUUGAUAUUUGGUGCCCUUCCAAAAUAUCCAGGAUAUCAUUAUGAUGGAGAUGAUCUUAAUUUAAAAAGACAAGUGAUUGUAAAUAAAUUAGAAUUUCAAAGAAUGAGAGAUAGUUGGACAGAUGAACAAAUUGUUAAUGUUUUUAUGGAGUUAGAUUACUCUAUGGUUAACAAUUUAUUAAACCAUCAUAGUGUUAAAACAUUACAUGAUGCUUUUGUAAUGUAUCGUGAUUAG